Molecule: messenger RNA, 924 nt
Organism: Salvia splendens (bonfire salvia)
Lineage: Eukaryota; Viridiplantae; Streptophyta; Magnoliopsida; Lamiales; Lamiaceae
Product: protein FAR1-RELATED SEQUENCE 5-like
Exons: 3
Coding region: 1-924 (307 amino acids)
Source: RefSeq, a predicted model, not a curated record
AUGGUGUUGGAUGAUAUGGCUAAGAAGAAGGAACUGUCCGAGGCGUUCACAUAUCACUAUGAGGUUAAUGCUAUUAACCAGUUGGUUGCUCUGUUUUGGUGCGAUGGUUUGAUGAAGACGAAUUACCAUAUGUUUGGUGAUAUUGUGGCGUUUGACUCUACCUACAACCCAAACAGGUAUUGUAUGAUCUUCACGCCAUUCACGGGAAAGGACAAUCAUGGAAGACCUGUAACUUUCGCCGCUGGUUUGGUGUGCAACAAAACAUGGGCUUUUGCUUGGUUAUUUAAACAUUUCGUUGAAUGCAUGGGUGUUGCUCUAAAGACGAUCGUAACAGAUCAAGAUUUGGAGAUGAGAUCAGUUAUUGAAGAGGUUAUUGUCGGGACUCGCCAUAGAUGGUGUAUGUGGCAUAUUAUGCAUAAGUUAGCCAUCAAAGUUCCGAACAGGCAUGUCUGGAUACCUGCGUACUUCAGAGAUUUUCCACUUGGGUCGAUGAUUAGGACUACCUCGAUAUCUGAAUCGGAGAACAGCUUCUAUAAAAACUUUUUGAAGCCACGCGCCAACAUCGCCGAAUUCUACUUGAAUUUCAACAAUGCUAUGGAAUUUCAGCGAAACAGUAGAACAAAGUUGGACUACCACGAUGCAACUGCCCUGCCCAUAUUGGCCACUACCUUGCCAUUUGAGAAACAUGCUUCGACGAUGUACACCGAUAGUAUGUUCAAGAAAAUACAAGAGGAAAUUGUUGAGGGUAAUGACAGAUGCUGCGUUUUGGGUUUUUCAUCUACAGAUAUGGUUGACACCUACAAACUUGGGGACAACAAUCGCAAUUCGUACUUCUGUGCUAAAGCUAUAGGUAUAACAUCGUCUACAGCUUCCUCGAAGUCCAUCCUAGGCUGCUUCGCUGCUUUCCAACAAGCAAGGAAUUAA